Messenger RNA from Eremothecium sinecaudum, 1275 nucleotides. It is a transcript of the gene ARP7, whose product is annotated as Arp7p. The record is from RefSeq and is a predicted model, not a curated record. Bases 1 to 1275 code for a protein of 424 amino acids. Gene Ontology annotation, cellular component: NuA4 histone acetyltransferase complex; SWI/SNF complex. Gene Ontology annotation, biological process: regulation of transcription by RNA polymerase II. Lineage: Eukaryota; Fungi; Ascomycota; Saccharomycetes; Saccharomycetales; Saccharomycetaceae. The transcript has a single exon. Gene Ontology annotation, molecular function: chromatin binding.
AUGAAUGCCCAAACAUCACAGCAAAUGGACAAGGCAGCGGUUAUUCACUUUGGUAGCCACUCUACCGUAGCUGGGUUUAGUAAUCGAGAACUGCCACAAUGUGUCUCUCCCUCUGCAUAUCUUCGAACUGUGGGCGGUGAUACCAUUUUUGGCCUUUAUCCAUUAUUACAAGCUACAGAAGGUGACCUUUAUGUAUUAUUUGACAAUAGAGGUGUUCCUACUGAUUGGGAAAUGCUUGAAAAGUUUUUACGGUGGAUUUACAGUACUCAAUUGCGUGUUGAUACCACGGAAGUUGCACUUUGCGUCACAGUUCCUCCAGAUUUGUCUCCUGCGGUGAAGAAUCAGUUCCACGAAUUGGCUCUAUGUCGACUGGGAGUCCCAGUUUUCCAACUUAUUAGCGAGCCGUUGGCAGUUACGUUCUCUUUGGGGAAGACCACCGCAUUGGUUGUAGAUGUGGGUGCAGCAAAAGCCACUGUGACACCAGUUGUGGACGGCGGAGUUGUAAAAAAUGGUAUUAUGCGUUCAAGAUUUGCUGGGGACUUCUUAGACUAUCAAUUACAACAGGCAGUCGAGGGUGUGGAUGAUAGCCAGGGCUCGCUUCACCAAUGGCAGCAAUCCCGCACAUGGGUAUACGAUUUCAAGAACACCAUGCUUCAAGUCUCGCCAAUGCGUCUUUCAGAGGUCGAGAAACAGCUGCAACAGUCCAUGGGGAUUAUUCCAAUUCCAAUUGAGGGUAAGAAGAAUUUCGUUCUGCGGCGUGAAAAGGUUAUCACGUGGGAGCUUAAGCAGUGCUACCAUAUUGCAGAGGGCUUAUUUGACCCUAGCAUAGUGUCACAAGAGUUCGAUCGUGCAGACGGUUUGGGGGAGAUUGUGGGAAAAGCGGUGAAAAAGUGUGCUGCUAGUGUUACAAGCAAUGGCACUACUGGCGGCGGCUCUGCUGCAGGCGGCGGCGGAAUAAGUUCUGUAUCGGCGGCGGCAACUGCAGCAGCAAUGGGCCCGACUUCGACUGCAACACCAGAGCAAAUCCAUGCUGCACUGCUGACAAAUGUCGUUCUCAUUGGCGGUACAUCCCUUCUUCAGGGUUUGGAGCAACGUCUCGUAUACGAACUAAACCUGCAAUUCCCGCAGUAUAAGCUAUUAACGUACGCGACUCCAGUCUAUAUAGACAGGCAGCUUCAGAGCUGGCAAGGAGGUGUUAACAUGUGCCACUUGCCAUACUGGAAGUUGGGGUCCUGGAUGAGCAAGCAAGAAUACCUAGACUCGUUGGAAAAGUAG